Candidozyma haemuli is the source of this 324-nucleotide messenger RNA. Its product is annotated as mRNA splicing protein. Gene Ontology annotation, biological process: mRNA splicing, via spliceosome; spliceosomal snRNP assembly. The record is from RefSeq and is a predicted model, not a curated record. Gene Ontology annotation, cellular component: catalytic step 2 spliceosome; U1 snRNP. The transcript has a single exon. Lineage: Eukaryota; Fungi; Ascomycota; Pichiomycetes; Serinales; Metschnikowiaceae. The coding region runs from base 1 to 324 and encodes 107 amino acids. Gene Ontology annotation, molecular function: RNA binding.
AUGUCAACGGUAUGUCAGUCCAGAAACCAGAUUUCCCAUUCUUCUACUAACUCCCAGUUCCAACCCAUAAACCCUAAGCCGUUUCUCAAAACGCUUCUCAACAAAAAAGUCAUUGUCAGGUUGAAAUGGAACAAGAUGGAGUACAAGGGUACGCUUGUGGCCAUAGACAAUUACAUGAACUUGCAGCUUGACGAUACGUACGAGAUUCUUCGAGAAGGCGACGAGAAGAAGGAGGAGUUGAUUGGCGAGAUCUUUAUACGGUGCAAUAAUGUGUUGUUUGUCCGUGAAGACCCAGAAUCAACAGACACGAAAAUGGAAGAGUAA